Geodia barretti is the source of this 309-nucleotide messenger RNA. The record is from the annotation of a GenBank genome assembly. NCBI's taxonomy places the organism in Eukaryota, Metazoa, Porifera, Demospongiae, Tetractinellida, Geodiidae.
AUGGCAGUUAUCUGUAACACCUGUGGCCUUCCAGAAGAUCUGUGCGCCUGCGAGGAUCUUGCUAAGGAUAGUACAAAGAUCAUAAUCCGCUUGGAGACCCGUCGCUUUAGAAAGAAGGGCACCAUGAUCGAGGGUUUGGAUCCCAAACUCAACAACCUUGAAGGUGUCGCCAAGGAGCUGAAGAACAAGUAUGCCUGCGGCGGAACCGCCAAGGAUGGCUACAUCUUUUUGCAGGGAGAUCACCGGGACACCAUCAGCGAGACGCUGAUAAAUCUGGGCUUCUCAGAGUCGUCCAUAGAGCUCCACUAG